Molecule: messenger RNA, 1278 nt
Organism: Phialemonium atrogriseum
Lineage: Eukaryota; Fungi; Ascomycota; Sordariomycetes; Cephalothecales; Cephalothecaceae
Product: Spo11/DNA topoisomerase VI subunit A
Exons: 10
Coding region: 1-1278 (425 amino acids)
Biological process (GO): meiotic DNA double-strand break formation; meiotic DNA double-strand break processing; reciprocal meiotic recombination
Cellular component (GO): nuclear chromosome
Molecular function (GO): DNA topoisomerase type II (double strand cut, ATP-hydrolyzing) activity; ATP binding; DNA binding
Source: RefSeq, a predicted model, not a curated record
AUGCCCUCUCCGGCUGAUUCGGGCCAUUCUGGAAGUACCAGAGCAAGCACCCGAGCUGGCAGUAUCAUCACACUUCCAGCCCAUGACCCUGAGGGUAACCAGACAGGCACGGUUAUUACCAAGAUUGAGAGUAUUCUUGGAUCCGUCCUGGAUGACCUUGUGAAAGGUGAGGUUUCGGUUUCUAUUCCAUACCGAAGCAGGUCAGCGAUCGCACGGUCUCGUUCAGGAUCGAAUCUAUUAAGAUUCCCUGGUCGAACUAGGUAUGAGGGCAAGAAAUUCGCGGCCAUGUUGCGCAUUUUGGAAUUGUCCCACGAGGCUCUGGUUUCCGGCACAAUUGUCACAAAGAGAAACAUUUACUACCAGAACACCGAACUCUUCCGGGAUCAGCGGGUUGUUGAUGGCCUUGUCGACGAUAUUGCAUUCACGCUGGGAGUCAGCCGUGACGCCCUGAAUAUUGGACUGGUCGCCGGGCCAAUCUUCCUCACAAUGCAAAACGGCUCCAUAAUCCCGUGUGGGCUCUCUCAUGACUGCGGCAACUUGAUACCUCCCACUCGAUCGAUUCACCGGAUUGACUUCGGUUCCACACGAUGGAUCUUGGUGAUUGAGAAGGAGGCAACAUUCCGGACCUUGGCUGCCUCUGAAUACUACAACAAGUCCUUGGCCGGACAAGGAAUACUGAUAACUGGCAAAGGAUUUCCGGAUUUGACAACGAGAUUAUUCCUUCAUACAAUCCAAACCAUUCGGCCGCAGUUGCCAAUAUACGGUCUAGUUGACUACGACCCCGACGGCAUUGCCAUAAUGCGAACCUACAAAUAUGGAAGUCAAGGCCUGGAGCACGAGGAUAGUUCCAUUGUUCCAAACCUGAUAUGGUUAGGAAUCCGCAGUGGUGAUCUAUUGCACCUUGGAGACCUUGUCACCGAGGAAAGCUCUCAGAGUGCCUGCAGCCAGAACAGUCUAACUCAGUCAAGUCAAGAGUCACUUGCCUUCUCAUCUAACGGGUCCCAAACCGGACAUGGACUCCCAAGACAGAAGCCUGGUCAAAGAGGGUCAGGGGGUGGUCUUCUGCCUCUCACAUCCCGGGACAGGAGGGUAGCAGUCAACAUCCUCAAGAGCGUUUGCAACGAUGAGAGCCUUAGUAUAGACGACAUGGAGCAGCAGCGGGAGCUGCAAUUGAUGCUUCUGCUCAACAUUAAGGCGGAAAUACAAGCGGUCGACCACUACGGAAAUAUCGCUGAUUGGCUUGAUCAGAGACUUGGGAUCUCUCAAAUUGCUGAAUAG